AUGUUCCUGUGCUACCGUUGGCAACUCUCCAUCCAGCAUGGUCCCGCCGGCUCUGUGGCUAGCUGGCCCCCACAGCGAUCUCAGUUUUCCAGCUCUGCAGGAGAGAUUGGCAAUUUUCUGCCCACUAAAGGAUCGGCCCGCCUACGAGAAGUUCAACUGAUCAUCAAGAAGUACCAUGAAUGCCAAGAAUGUUUCCAUCACUACACUGAGACCACAGAGAUUUGUGCUGGAGACUUGAAGAAAAUACAGGUUCCUUCCAAGGGUGACUCUGGGGGACCCCUCGUGUGUGGCAACAAGGCCUAUGGAGUUGUAGCCUAUGGGCGAAACAGGACAAUGUCUUCAGGAGUCUUCACCAAGGUUGUGUACUUCCUGCCGUGGAUAAGCAGAAACAUGAGGCUCCUCUAACAGGUGUCACAGCACCUGUGCCCGGCCAGCCUGUCUGACCUCAGGCGAGAACCACACAGAGUGGGCAGC
This is a messenger RNA of Apodemus sylvaticus (European woodmouse), 474 nucleotides long. RefSeq names its product granzyme E-like. Bases 1 to 405 code for a protein of 134 amino acids. Gene Ontology annotation, molecular function: serine-type endopeptidase activity. The transcript has 3 exons. Gene Ontology annotation, cellular component: cytoplasm; intracellular membrane-bounded organelle. The record is from RefSeq and is a predicted model, not a curated record. NCBI's taxonomy places the organism in Eukaryota, Metazoa, Chordata, Mammalia, Rodentia, Muridae. Gene Ontology annotation, biological process: proteolysis.